Messenger RNA from Ilyonectria robusta, 930 nucleotides. RefSeq lists its product as uncharacterized. Gene Ontology annotation, biological process: riboflavin biosynthetic process. Bases 209 to 910 code for a protein of 233 amino acids. The record is from RefSeq and is a predicted model, not a curated record. NCBI's taxonomy places the organism in Eukaryota, Fungi, Ascomycota, Sordariomycetes, Hypocreales, Nectriaceae. Gene Ontology annotation, molecular function: riboflavin synthase activity. The transcript is spliced from 3 exons.
AGAGCGCCCGGCCUUGACACAUCAUUUGUCAUCGCACCAGCAGAUAAAUCUUCCACCUUGAAGCAUACGCGGUAUUGUCCUUGAACCUGCUGCAACCGUGGAUUCUGGCUCAUUAUUCGAUUGCUUGGAAUUGGUGCAGCGUCUAUCCGUAACAUCCUCUCGUCGUCAUCAUCCCCUCUCUGUACCUCUUAUACCCCCGUUCGUCACCAUGUUCACCGGAAUCGUCGAAGAUGUCGGAGUCAUCUCCAACCUCAACACCAAUGACUCCACUGGUGGAACCUCCAUGAUCGUCACUCCCCCCACCGGGUCCUCUCUGCUCUCAGACUGCCACGACGGCGACUCCAUCGCCAUCAAUGGCGUCUGUCUCACCGUCACUGAGUUCACCUCCGAGGCUUUUACAAUCGGUGUCGCUCCGGAGACGCUGCGCAUUACUAACCUCGGCGACCUUGUUGAGGGCAGCAGGGUCAACCUUGAGCGUGCUGUCCGUGCCGACACUCGCAUGGGCGGCCACUUCGUCCAGGGCCACGUCGAUACCACCGCCGAAAUUCUCUCCAUCGAGCAGGACGGCAAUGCUCUGACCUUCCGCUUCCAGCCCAAGAGACGCGACAUGUUGCGCUACAUCGUGUACAAGGGCUUCAUCGCCAUCGACGGCACUAGUUUGACCGUCACCAAGGUGGAUGAUGUUGAGGGUUGGUGGGAAGUUAUGCUUAUUUCCUACACCCAGGAGAGGGUCGUUGUGGCACAGAAGAAGAAGGGCGAGACGGUCAAUGUUGAGGUUGACAUGAUGGCCAAGUACGCCGAGAAGUCUCUGGCGGGUAUCCUAGGCGCCGAGUCUGGCACUGCUUCGAUCCCGCUUUUGGAGAAGAUGGUCCAGAGGAUCGUGGCACAGGGUCUUGGAGCGAAGCCUUGAAAUACGUUCAAAGAUGUAAU